Messenger RNA from Apodemus sylvaticus (European woodmouse), 2603 nucleotides. RefSeq names its product zinc finger protein 14-like. Lineage: Eukaryota; Metazoa; Chordata; Mammalia; Rodentia; Muridae. The record is from RefSeq and is a predicted model, not a curated record. Gene Ontology annotation, cellular component: nucleus. Gene Ontology annotation, molecular function: RNA polymerase II transcription regulatory region sequence-specific DNA binding; DNA-binding transcription factor activity, RNA polymerase II-specific. The transcript has 4 exons. Bases 1389 to 2414 code for a protein of 341 amino acids. Gene Ontology annotation, biological process: regulation of transcription by RNA polymerase II.
GCAGCGGGCGGUGGAAACGACCGCUGCUGCGCUCGGGAGUUCGCCACCUGCUCGGCUCCGGCUCCGCUCUCCGCACCGCAGUGCGGUGGGCGGGGCGGCAGCGAGGUCCUGGCUGCGGCCUGAGGGUCCCCAGCCCACCCCUGCUCCCUAAGUGCGGCCGACGUCCCCAGUGUUGUCCCUGCUUACCGGCGGCCUCCAAUUAGCCACCCGAUCCCCGCGUAGCUUUUCAGACUCAGCUGCCAAUGCAGGCCUUCGUUUCCGGUUCCCCCUUUCCACAUCUCCAGUAGCAGCCCCCCCUCUCCAGGUCACCGUCUUUUGAUUUUCUGCCCCCUCUCCACCGUCGUUCCCUCCACCCCGACUCGUUCUCAGUUUCUCCACAGGGCUUCUAGUCCAUCUAGCCUGGGUUUAAGCCGUACUGGAGAUGGACUCCAUGGCUUCCUGCCUGCUGGUCAGUUAACUCCUCAUCCUCUGGCCUUCACCGCCCAAUCUGGUGACUUUUCUACAUCCUAAACACACAUGUUAUUUUAAUUACACCUUUUCUUUAGGGCAAGGUUGGUUUGGUCCGUUGAUCUUUGCGGUGCUGAGGAUAGGACCCAGGGCUUUGAGCUUUAUCAUUGAACUGUAGCUCCUGUGUGUGUGUGUGUGUGUGUGUGUAUAUGUGUGUGUGUGUGUGUUUAUUAGCAUGUAUGUAUUGUACAAGUUUCCCUUUGCAAUUCAGGAAUGGUCUCAAAUUAAUAAUCCUGUCUUAGUUUUCCCUGUUGGUGGGAUUCCGGGGAUAGGAUUCCAGGUUUGGCUGAAUGGCUUGCAAAGCCUUGUUCUGCCUGGUUGGCUGUCUGCAUGAAGAUUUUUGGAACUGUGUUCUCUAAGAUGCGUAGACCUGCCCUCUCAGUGUCGUCCCUGGGCACAGGCAUCGAGAUUAGGUUUCUUUCUUUCUUUUUUUUUUUGCAAACUUUUUCUGGGUCUGUUUCACUUGAGGUACAGCUGCCUUUCCCUGUGGGGUGUCACCUUUAAGAGCUUUAUUCAUUUGAGUCACAGUGUUUCAGCAAAAGCAAGUACUUAAUCCAUAGAGAUUGAAAGACGACACAGUCUUUUCCUAAAACCAAGAAAAGUAUGCAUUUCAUUAAAAAGCGAAACCCAGGGCUGGAGAGAUGGAUGUCUCUGUGACUGAUUGAGAGGACCUGGGUGUAGCUUCCAGCAUUCACACCGCUGUUCUCAACUGUCUAAAUCCACGGCCUCGGGAGCCAUCUCCUUCAGAGACAUGCAUGCAGACAAAACACUGAGACUUAGUGACCUUUGAGGAUGUGACUGUUAACUUCACCCAGGAGGAGUGGGCUCUGUUGGACGCGUCCCAGAGGAACCUCUACAGAGAAGUUGUUGGGGAAAUCUUCAUGAACUUGGCCUCUGUGGGGGAAAGAUGGGACCAGAAUAUUGAAGACUGGUACAGAAAUCAGGGCAGAAUCCUAAGCAGCCAUAUUGUGGAGAGACCGAGUGACAGCAAACAAGGGAGCCAUUGUGGAACAACCGUCAGCCAAAUUCUUAACCAUGACCUGAAAGAGAAAAGCUCUCGUGGAGUAAGUCUCUGUGAAUGUAGUGUGUGUGGAACAGCCUUCGUGCCUUGUUCAUCCCGGAAGCCCAGCCGUGCGCACACUGGACAGGAAGUACGUGACUACAAAUGUAGGCAAUGUGAGACAGCCUUCUGGAAUUACUCUUUCCAAGUCAAUGGCAGGUCUCACCGUGAAGACAAACCCUAUGGGUGCCGAGAACACGAGGAAGACUUCCCUUCUUUGACCAGCCUUGGUGACUUCGUUACGACUCAUACCGAAGGUGGACCUUAUAAAUGUAACGUGUGUGGAAAAGGUUUGUACUAUCCCAGCUCACUAAGAAUCCAUGAAAGAAUUCACACAGGCGAGAAGCCCUGUCAGUGUGAACAGUGUGGAAAAGCCUUCAUCUGUUGGGGCUCAGUUCGAAGACAUCAGAGGACCCACACUGGUGAGAAGCCCUACAGCUGUAAGGAGUGUGGGAAGGCCUUCACCUCUCUCUCAGGCCUUAAAGGACACAUGAUAAGGCACACUGGGGGCGGGCCUUAUAAGUGUAAGGAGUGUGGAAAAGUCUUUAACUCACCCAGCGCACUUAGUAAACAUGAGAGAACUCACACGGGGGAGAGGCCCUUUCUGUGUAAGUACUGCGGGAAAGCGUUCAUUUGCUCCACCUCAGUCCGCAAACACGAGAGGACUCACACUGGAGAGAAACCCUACGGAUGUCAGCAGUGCGGAAAGGCCUUCAUUUCUAAUUCUAGCCUCCAGGGACACAUGAUCAGGCACACUGGUGUUGGGCCUUACAGAUGUAAGUUCUGUGGGAAAGCCUUCGGCUCCCCCAGUGCGGUUCUGAGGCACGAGGGUGCUCACGUUGUGUAGGGAAAGCCUGCACUUAGAGAACACCACGGGUCCUGAGAAAAUCUGUUACUAUCCUGGUUCAGGUACAGAAAACGGUUACUGGAGGGAAACUCUUGUUCAGAGAAUCUGGGUAAGCCGUAGACUGUCAGAUUUUAUGUGGAAGCAUGAGGGGGCUGAGGAAAAACCUUAUAAAUAAAAGAAUAAAAUCUG